UUGCCAACAGAAAUCCUGUCCCAAAUCUUUUGCCACUGUCUUCCGCAAUUUCCGGGACUCAAUGAAUUACAGCCCCCAUCAAAGCUAACUGCACCUAUGCUGUUGACCAGAAUAUGUCGAUGGUGGAGGGAGGUUGCUAUGGGCAUGCCUACCUUGUGGUAUACACUGUCUAUGAAAGUUCACGACAGAGAUUGGCAGCAAGCAGCCUUCUUCUAUGCCUCUUGGCUCAAGCGAGCACGAGGACGUCCACUCUCGUUAAGACUC
Suillus subalutaceus is the source of this 264-nucleotide messenger RNA. RefSeq lists its product as uncharacterized. The transcript has a single exon. Lineage: Eukaryota; Fungi; Basidiomycota; Agaricomycetes; Boletales; Suillaceae. The annotation marks the transcript as partial. The record is from RefSeq and is a predicted model, not a curated record.